GUGGAAAAAAAACAGUACUCUUUUCCGGUUCGGGACACAGUUGAAGCCACGACGGAUCGGCUAACCGUUUGUGAGACUUGUACUACUGAGGCUCAGACUGUGCCUGGGGAGUUGAUGAGGCAUCUGGGGCAGGCUGCUGUUGUUGUGGGGUAUCCUGAGGUCACCCCAGCCCAGCCGUUGCCCCUUUCUCCCACAGGAUGACACGGCACGGCAAGAACUGCACUGCAGGGGCUGUCUAUACCUACCACGAGAAGAAGAAGGACACAGCGGCUUCAGGCUAUGGGACCCAGAACAUUCGACUGAGCCGGGAUGCUGUGAAGGACUUUGACUGCUGCUGUCUCUCGCUGCAGCCCUGUCAUGAUCCUGUGGUCACCCCAGAUGGCUACCUCUAUGAACGGGAGGCAAUUCUGGAGUACAUCCUACACCAGAAGAAAGAGAUUGCCCGGCAGAUGAAGGCCUAUGAAAAGCAGCGAGGAGCCCGCAGGGAAGAGCAGAGACAGCUCCAGCGAGCAGCAGCCGAGGACCAAGCUCGAGGCUUCCUGGAGAAGGAGGCAGCCAUCGUGAGCCGGCCCCUCAACCCCUUCAUGCCCAAGGCUGCCACCUUACCCAACACAGAUGGUGAGCAACCAGGGCCCAGCACGGGCCCCCCAGGGAAGGAGAAGGACAAAGUGCUGCCCAGCUUCUGGAUUCCCUCACUUACGCCCGAGGCAAAGGCCACGAAGCUGGAAAAACCAUCCCGCACCGUGACCUGCCCAAUGUCUGGGAAGCCACUACGCAUGUCAGACCUGACGCCGGUGCGCUUCACGCAGCUAGACGACUCCGUGGACCGCGUGGGGCUCAUCACACGCAGUGAGCGCUACGUGUGUGCAGUGACCCGAGACAGCUUGAGCAACGCCACGCCGUGUGCAGUGCUGCGGCCCUCUGGGGCUGUGGUCACUCUGGAGUGUGUGGAGAAACUGAUUCGAAAGGACAUGGUGGACCCCGUGAAUGGGGACACGCUGACAGAGCGCGACAUAAUCGUGCUGCAACGGGUGAGUUGCCAGUGCACACCUCAGCCCCUGCCCCCGCCUUGUACUUGGUGCGCCCCCGCCUUGUACUUGUUGCGCCCCCGCAGCGUCCUCCACCCUACCCUCCUCCCGCCACUUCCCUCUUCACACACGCUUGGGUCCCACAGCACCUUGUGUUUUUCUUUAGCUCCUCCACAUUUUCCUGUGCUUUCCUCCACCCUGGGACUUCUCCCCGCAGUCCCUCCUGUGUCCCAGGUCCCCUCCAUCCCCUGCUCUGAGACUUAUUUUUCCCUGGUCCACAUAGAAGCCUAACAGGCU
Molecule: messenger RNA, 1325 nt
Organism: Chionomys nivalis (European snow vole)
Lineage: Eukaryota; Metazoa; Chordata; Mammalia; Rodentia; Cricetidae
Gene: Nosip
Product: nitric oxide synthase interacting protein
Exons: 8
Coding region: 198-1319 (373 amino acids)
Cellular component (GO): nucleus
Molecular function (GO): ubiquitin protein ligase activity
Source: RefSeq, a predicted model, not a curated record